This is a messenger RNA of Pseudovirgaria hyperparasitica, 1605 nucleotides long. RefSeq names its product MFS general substrate transporter. The record is from RefSeq and is a predicted model, not a curated record. The transcript has 4 exons. Gene Ontology annotation, biological process: transmembrane transport. Lineage: Eukaryota; Fungi; Ascomycota; Dothideomycetes; Acrospermales; Acrospermaceae. Gene Ontology annotation, molecular function: transmembrane transporter activity. Bases 1 to 1605 code for a protein of 534 amino acids.
AUGGCUAAAGACACCGCUAUCAACUCGCGAAAGUCUUCUGUUGUGUUGAACGAACAACACGAUGCGCCAGCCGAGGAAGGAGUCAACAAUGAGCCAGAGGUCGGCGUUUUCAAGUUCUCGGCGGUCCUUGCUUCAGUAAUCCUCGUUUCGUUCCUGAUGUUGCUCGAUGUGUCAAUAGUUUCUACUGCAAUCCCCAGAAUUACAGAUGAGUUUCAGUCGCUGAACGAUGUGGGCUGUGGUGCCCUGCAGCCGUUGACAGGAAAGAUCUAUCAGUAUUUUCACCUCAAGUGGACGUACCUAUUCUGCUUCGGAGUCUUCGAACUUGGCUCCAUGCUCUGUGCCCUGGCUGAAUCAUCUCCUAUGCUCAUCGUCGGUCGUGCGAUAGCAGGCAUGGGUGGUGCAGGCCUCCAGAACGGUGGUCUCACAAUAAUCUCGAACUGUGUACCGUUGCAGAAACGACCUCUUUAUCUGGGCAUGAUGAUGGGCAUAUCGCAACUUGGUAUCGUGACUGGUCCUUUGAUCGGCGGGGCUUUUACGUCCUACACAACAUGGCGAUGGUGUUUCUGGAUCAAUCUCCCAAUUGGCGCUGUUGUUGCAGCCCUCUUACUAUUCGUACAAGUCCCGGAUCCCAUAGCCAAGGACAAGUUUUCGCAUACUAUUCGUACAGUCUGGCCCAACCUGGAUCUCGUUGGUUUCAUAAUAUUCGUGCCCUUUGCCAUUAUGGUGCUUCUGGGACUAGACUAUGGUGGCAUAGAUUAUCCAUGGAAUUCAGCAACUGUCAUUGGCCUGCUCGUUGGUGGUGGUGUAUGCCUUCUUAUUUUCAUUGCUUGGGAACAUCGAGUUGGAGACGGGGCUAUGAUACCAAUCUCUAUGCUCAAGAAGCGCAUUGUAUGGACCUCUUGCCUUAACAUGCUCUUCCUGGGAAGCUCCAACUUUGUCGCAUCAUACUACCUGCCGCUCUACUUCCAAUCCGUAAAAGGGACUUCGCCCGUACAGAGUGGUAUCAAUGUCCUGCCGAACAUCAUCAGCUCUAUCGUUUCGAGUGUCCUCAGUGGUGCGUUGAUUGGAGUUGUCGGCUACUACCUCCCUUUUGCUGUCGCGAGUGGCGCCCUGAUAUCAGUUGGCGCCGGCAUGUUGUCUGCCCUUUCGCCGUCGUCACCCUCAUCCUUCUGGAUUGGGGCACAAAUACCACUGGGAUUUGGUAGGGGCAUAGGAACUCAAGUACCCAUGGUGGCAAUGCAGAAUUUACUGCCACCGAAAGACCUUCCUGUCUCUAUGGCAAUGCUUAUCUUUAGCAUGACAUUUGGAUCUGCGAUCUGGCUGACCGUUGCCAACACUAUAUUUACGAACGGAUUGUCGUCGCAAAUAACCAAACGCGUUCAAGGUCUCGAUCCUGCAGUUGUUAUUGGCGCUGGGGCAACAAACAUCCGUCAGGUUCUAUCAUCCGACCAAUUGCCAGGAGUCAUUCAGUCGUACACAGAUGCGAUCAAUGAUGUUUGGUAUCUGGUAGUUGCGUUUGGUGCUUUGUGCUUCCUGACAGCGUGGGGAUUGGGAUGGAAGGAUGUAAGGCAAAAGAAAAAAGCUGCAAAAGCAGAGCAAGCAUGA